Messenger RNA from Macrosteles quadrilineatus (aster leafhopper), 1747 nucleotides. RefSeq names its product alpha-latroinsectotoxin-Lt1a-like. The transcript is spliced from 6 exons. The record is from RefSeq and is a predicted model, not a curated record. The coding region runs from base 1 to 1719 and encodes 572 amino acids. NCBI's taxonomy places the organism in Eukaryota, Metazoa, Arthropoda, Insecta, Hemiptera, Cicadellidae. Gene Ontology annotation, molecular function: protein binding.
AUGGAAAAGAAACGUUUGCUAGGAUCUAGUGAUUCAGACGAUGGCUUCAGCAUUUACUCUCAAAAGCUUUCCAAAAAGAAGAGAAAAAGUCAUGUUAUCGAUUUCAAACAAAUAAUCAAAGUAAUAAAAAGUGGCAAAGAAGAUGAGAUUAGGAAACUAUUGAGGAAGAGGAACCUUGAGCUAGCAGUAAACAACGAGGAAGAGAUACUUGAAUAUUUAGAUGCUCCAUUACAAGUUGACUUCCCAUUGCAGAAGUUCAAACCAUCAGAAGUAAAAUUAAUCAUCACCAACAAUCUUCAUUCUGACAAGGCUCCUGGUUGCGACCUCAUAACUGAUGGAAACGGGUUGUCAGUACUACAUGUGGCAGCCGCUUCAAACAACAGGGAUGUGCUAAGUUUGCUGCUUGAGGAUGAACGGUGCUCUGAACUAUUGAACUCUCAGGACAAAGAGGGUUUCACACCACUCCUAGGGGCGGCAAUGGUAGGAAGUUAUAGUACUCUGGAUCUACUGUGUGCCCAGGGAGCUGAUCCUUACAAGACAAUCCUUAAAUAUGGCAACAUAAACAUUCUACACCUAGCCGCUAGACGGUCGGAUAGCAAAGCUGCACAGAUAGUUUUGCAAUACAACUCAUCCCCAGAACUAAUCAACGCAUUAAAUGAUAAUGGAGACACUCCAUUGGUAGAAACUGUUUAUCUUAAGUCUAGAGUGUUGCACCUUCUGCUAAAAGUCGGAGCAGACAUUGCCAUUAAAAACCCAGCGAACGGUAGGACAGUGCUGCACGUCAUAGUUGCCCACAACAGAUUGGGUUUGCUUAAAGAAAUCUUACAUCAUCCACAAAUUACUGAGGAUUUUGCUGAAUUUAGAGAUAUAAAGGAUGACACUGCACUUUUAAUCGCAGUCAAGCUAAAUAACUUUGAAAUGGUAAGAUGCCUGCUAAACCGAUUUCAAAACUUGACUGGUUUUAAUGACAUUGAUCAAGAGUCAGUUUUUCACAUGGCUGUCCGUCAGGAUAAAGUUGAUAUAUUGAAAGCGUUAUUAGAUUCUGGUUGUAUAUAUUGUUUAGACUAUAUGGAUAAAAGUGGGAGAACACCCUUGUUGUACGCUGCCGAGCUGAACAGGGCAAAUUGUUUAAAGGAGCUGAUUGAUAAUGGAGCGGAUUAUAACUUGAGAAAUCUAAAUACUGGGGAAACAUUUAUUCAUGUUAUUGCAAAAUAUUUGAGUCAUUCUACUCUUCCUUGUGUGAUGAAUAUUUACGAUGUCACUUGGUUUUUUACCCAAGUAGAUAGCCAAGGUCUAGCAGUCAGGAGUGGGAAUGUCGCAGAGCUAGAUGGAAAAGUCUACCAGCAUCAUCAUCAAGCUCACUUCUUAUACAUGAUUGAGUAUUGGUUCAACAACAAAUUUUACUGGUGGCUUUUGAAGAAAGGGAUUUUUACAGAAAAGCUGAAGAGAUUUCGUGAUGAACAAAGAAUAAAACUCAAUGUAGGACUCUAUGACGAUGAACUAAAAGAUGUAGUCACAGAUUUUUCUAUUCGUCAGUUCCGAAGCAUUAUUUUUCAACAAAAUAAAUUGAAGACAACCAAAUUCUCAGAAAGCCUUGAUGAAGUCCUUUUUAGCUGGAUCAACGAUAGAACUAGCACACCAAGUCCCCAAUCUCUCAUAGACAGGCAAGCUAAGUGGGAAGAUGAAAACUCUGAUCUAAGUGUAGAUAUUGAACAGUAAACAUAAUGUCCAAACUCACUGAUUAAUA